AGUAGAAGCAUUGUAUAAAAAAAGGUUGUUUAGAAACAUAGCAACAUCAUUCAGUUCGUAGCUUUCAAACAAUAAGGAUUUCGUCCAUCCAAGAGUGUUAACAAAAAAGAUAAAAAUUAAAUUUUAAUUAUUUAUAUUUUUUAAAUUAAAGUUUAAAAGCAAAUAAAUAAUAUUUUGUGCCAAUUAAAAUAAAUUGUGAUAAAAAUUUUUAAUUUUGUGUGUAAAUUAAAAAAAAAAAAAAAUCAAAAAUGUAUCCAUCAAACUUGCCGAAGUUAACAAUAGCGGAAGAAUUUACUUCAGCAUUCCACCCAAGUGGAAUGUUGGAUCGCGAUCAAAGGACAACGUCGUUUGGCAUUGAUAGGUCCACCAUAAGUCAAUUAACUCAUAAAAACCAAAACCGGCCAUCAUCCACAACUUCCUACGUUAACAACAAUCAUCAUCAUCAUCACAGUCAUCAAAUUAAUUUUGACGGAACCACAACCAGCACUGCUUGUGAAAUGUGUACGAAUAUCAGCCAUCAAACAAAGGACAACAACGAAACCGUUAUGUGCCUGUUAACAAAAAAUGUCCGAAAAUCCGACAACCAUCGGUCAAGGAUGAAAUUUCCUGCGAUCUUUCAAGUUACUGCCUGGAUUAUAUUUUUCACAAUUAACAUUAAUUUAAUAACAGCUAAGCCACUAGGAUCAAUGAUGCUAAGUGAAGGAGAAAUUAAAAGUAUAUGCAAAGCAACAACGUUUAAUAUAAAAACUACCAAUUAUUCAACAGAGACUCUUAAACACGAAAUGGAAGAAUAUCAAAAAACCACAAAUACAGCAGACAUUUCUCAAUGGAAUCAUUAUGGCGGUUCGAUUGAUAAAAAGAACGUUGAAGAAUUGUUCAAAGAAACUAAACCUCUAGAAGUGUACAAAAAUGCUCUCAAGGAAAUGCAUGAACAUCUUUUGGCAGCUAGAAACAAUUUAAAUUCCCAUCUAUGUCAACACACAAAUGACAAAUAUAUGGGACACACAUUACAUAUUAUGGGUCUGAAUGACAGUGAAAACGAUCUCGUCGUAUCAUAUUUGGAAUCAAUUCGUCGAUAUAAUGAAUUGAGUAUUGUUCAAUUGGAAGAAGCCCACGAGGAACUCAGAUCGGUUCCAAAAGCUGAAAUAAAUUGUACUCUAGUACCGAAUACUGGAGUAGUUGCAGAAAUUAUAACAAUGAGAAAACUUCAAGCAACUCUUACAUAUAUGACAAAUUUUUUCAAUCAUGUAGAACAAAAAUUUUGUUUAGGCAAAUGAUAAAACAAUUAUCAAAUAACUAUUAUAAUAAUAAUAGUUGUAAAUUAUUAGUGGUAUUUAUGUUCCUUGACUGAUUUAGUGUACUUACAUAUUAGAUUUAAAGAAACAAAUUGUUUGUAUUUUUAUAUCAAUCUAAAUAUUUUUCAAAAAUAUAGACAAACAAAAAGAAUUUUAAAUAACUUUGUCACGAAAAAAUGUCUUAUAUUUGUACUUAUAAAUUAUU
Eupeodes corollae is the source of this 1500-nucleotide messenger RNA. RefSeq lists its product as uncharacterized. The record is from RefSeq and is a predicted model, not a curated record. Lineage: Eukaryota; Metazoa; Arthropoda; Insecta; Diptera; Syrphidae. The transcript has 4 exons. The coding region runs from base 249 to 1277 and encodes 342 amino acids.